Messenger RNA from Darwinula stevensoni, 5719 nucleotides. Lineage: Eukaryota; Metazoa; Arthropoda; Ostracoda; Podocopida; Darwinulidae. The record is from the annotation of a GenBank genome assembly.
AUGUUCCGAGGGCCUGGAAUAAUUGACAGACUGGAAAGCCGUGUUUCCAUCGAGAUCCUUCAUAAUCAUCAGCCCUUGCGCUCUGCAUCCUUCAUCCGCCCACGCGGGAUCGGGGUCUCAUUAUGGGGUGAAAGCAGGGAGGUCGGCUUGAAGGGCCUGAAGGCGCGUUUGCAGGCACGCGUGCAGGUGCGCGUGCAGGUGCGCGUGCAGGCGCGCGUGCAGGCGCGGGGAGAUCUCGAUGGGGUCGUCGACGUGGACGAGUGCUCGGAGAGCAACGGAGGCUGCGAGGCGACCUGCGAGAACACGCCAGGCUCCUUCGUCUGCGCCUGCCCCACCGGCCACCGGCUCGCCUCGAACGGCAGGUCCUGCGUUGACACGAACGAAUGCCUGAGCAACAACGGGCACGGCCCCUGUCAGGACGCCUGCCGCAACACCCCCGGCAGCUACACCUGCACCUGCGACGGCCUCCCGGGGACCCAACUGGCCCCCGACGGCCACACCUGCGAGGACAUCGACGAAUGCGCCGCCGACAACUUCGGCUGCUCGCACAGCUGUCUCAACACCGUGGGCACGGCCUUCUGCACCUGCCCGCCGGGGUUCAUGCUCACCGAGGACUGGAAGACUUGCGCUGAUAUCAACGAGUGCGACGUCCCAGAGUUUGCUCAAAAUUGCACUCACGGCUGCCGCAACACCCUCGGCUCCUACACGUGCCUGGGCCCCGACUCCCCCCCGACCCCCGCCCCCAUCCAAGAGACCCAAGUGGAAGUCUCCCCCGAGCGCGACUACGACGAGGAAAAAGAGAAGAGCUACCAGUACGAGGAAGGCGGGGAGUACAACGAGACCUACGACUACUACGAGGAGGAAAACGACUACGGGGACCGGAGGGCGAGGCCCGGGACCGAAGCGACUCCGGGUGGAGGGAAGGCGAGGCCCGGGACCGAGGCGACUCCAGGUGGAGAGCGGGUGAGGCCUGAGACCGAGUCAGAAAUUCAUGGCAAAGGGAAGGAGGCAGAAGAUGAAGAAAAGGAAGGGGAUGAAGACGGUGAAGGGGACGAAGAAGGCGAGGAAGAGGAAGGAGGAGGAGAAGGCGAGGAAGAGGACGAGGAAGAGGACGCAGAAGAAGAUGACGAGGAAAAAGACGGUGAGGAAGAAGAUGACGAGGAAGUUGAAAAAGUUGAGGAAAAACAGAAGUCAGAAAAAGAGGAAGAAAAGCAAAAGGUGGAAAAAGAGGAAGAAGAAGCGGAGGAGAAAGAAGAGGAGGAAGAAGAAGCGGAGGAGACAGAAGAGGAGGAAGAAGAAGCGGAGGAGAAAGAAGAAGAAGGAAAAGAAGAGAGAAAAGAAGAGGAAGAAAAAGAAGAGGGAGAAAGAGAGGAGGAAGAAAAAGAAGAGGAAGAAAAAGAAGAGGAAGAAAAAGACGAGGAAGAAAAAGACGAGGAAGAAAAAGACGAGGAAGAAAAAGAAAAAGAAGAGGAAGGAAAAGAAGAGGAAGAAAAAGAGGCAGAGGAGGAAAAAGAGGAGGGAGAAAAAGAAGAAAAAAAAGAGGAAGAGGAAGAAGAAGAAUCAGAAGAUGAUGAGAAAGAAGAAACAGAGGAAGAGGAAGAGGAAGGAGAAGAAGAAACAGAGGAAGAGGAAGGAGAAGAAGAAACAGAGGAAGAGGAAGGAGAAGAAGAAACAGAGGAAAAGGAAGGAGAAGAAACAGAGGAAGAGGAAAGGGAAACAGAAGAGGAGGACCGGAUCAGCAACGAGAUCCCCCACGAGCCAAAAGCCCCCACCCGCCCCGAGCCCGAGACGAAGCCGGACCACCCAUCCGAGCCCAAAGUUCCAAUAUGGGACGAGGACGGUGAAACCGACAAGUUCGACCAAGACGUGGUGCAGGUGGUGACGAAGGAACCACUCGAAGGCUUCGUCACCUACGCCGUCACCUUCCCCCCGCCGGACGACGUCUCCACCGACGAGGAAGACCCCCACCCCGCUGGCGCUGGAGAACACCCCAACGCCAUCCACAUCCCGCGCGGCAGACUCGACGGGAACGAGAAAUCCAACGAGCUGGGGACCUUCGACGAGGAGGAAGGCAGCGGCGGGGAGGUCGACACCGCGGAGCCCUUCCACGAGACCUGCGAUCGCGGCUUCGCCUUCAUCCCGCUGAUCGGAUGCGUCGACGAGGACGAGUGCGCGAACGAGAACUUCGGGUGCUCGCACGAAUGCGUGAACACUCCGGGCUCCGCCAGGUGCGACUGUCCCGUCGGCUACGCCCUCAGCAGGGACGGGAAAAAUUGCCAAGACGUGAACGAAUGCGACUCGGAGGAGCGGGGAGGCUGCUCCGAGGAUUGCGUGAACACGGAGGGGAGCUACCGGUGUGCGUGCCCGCCGGGGUACCAGCUGGCCGGGGACGGGAGGACGUGCGAGGACGUGGACGAGUGCAGGCGGCGGUUGCACGAUUGUAAGAGGAUCUGCGAGAACACGCCGGGGUCGUACGUGUGCAGGUGUCCGAGGGGGUAUACGGUGCAGGGGAAGGGGUGUCUCGACGUGAACGAGUGCGAGGAGGGGAACUUCGGGUGUUCGCAUCGUUGCGUGAAUCUGCCGGGAUUCGCCUACUGCUCCUGUCCGACGGGGUUCGCCCUCGGCGAGGAUCGCAAGACCUGCAGAGACGUGGACGAGUGCGCGGACGACCCUUGCCCGGGUCGCUGCGUGAACACGGAGGGGUCGUACCGCUGCGAGUGCGACUCGGGAUUCGAGAUGGUCGACGGGACCUGCCGAGAUGUGGACGAGUGCUUGGGGAAGCCAUGUUCCGGGGGGUGCGUGAACACGGAGGGGUCGUAUCGGUGCACGUGUGAGCCUGGGUAUGCAGUCGGUCCGGGCGGAGCAUGCGUCGACGUGGACGAGUGCCUGUCACGCCCCUGCCCGGAGUCUUGCGUGAACACGGAAGGGUCGUACCGGUGCGUGUGUCGCCGGGGAUUCCGCUUCCUCGAGGGACGAUGCGUCGACGUAGACGAGUGCGAGACCAACCCCUGCGAGGGAGAGUGCGUGAACACGGUCGGGUCGUACAGAUGCGCCUGCAGCGCCGGCUACGAGGACCGGGACGGACGGUGCAUCGAUGUGAACGAGUGCGAGAGGCAUCCGUGCAAGUUGGGGGCUUGCGUCAACACCCCGGGGUCCUUCCUAUGCCUCUGCGAGGUGGGAUUCGAGAUGAGAGACGGUCGCUGUCAAGACGUGGACGAAUGCGCGAAGGACAACGGGGGAUGCCAGCAGGUCUGCGAGAACACGCCGGGCUCCUUCCGGUGCAAGUGUCGGCCGGGAUUCCAACAGGAUUAUAACGACCCGAAGCGGUGCAACGACAUGAACGAGUGCACGGUGAACAACGGGGGCUGCAACCAGGACUGCAUCAACACGAAGGGGAGCUACUUCUGCGCCUGCAGCGAUCACUUCACCCUGGACGCGGACAAGUUGACGUGCAAAGGCAAGUUUAGCGCAGAGAGCUUCAAGAAGAGCGAGGGAUGCAUGGUGCUGCGACCACCGAGGCACGGGGAGCUCCGGUGCCACCGUCGGCACCGCGGCGGGAGCAAGUUCGUCUACCCGCCUGGCACCUGGUGCAAGGUGAACUGCCGGCACGGGUACAAGCUCAGCGGGUCCACCUAUCGGUCGUGUGGGCACGAUGGCAAGUGGAGGGGGGAGGCGGCCGUGUGCCUCGCCCCCGAGGUGCCGUCCUGCCGACCCCUCGAGCCCCCCGCCCACGGCCGGAUCGACCCGGCCGGCUGCGGCCGGGGCCGCACGAGGGCGGACCAAAAGUGCGUCAUCACCUGCGCCCCCGGCUACAAACUCGUCGGCGGCGGGCCCAUCCUCCUCUGCCAGCACAAUGCCACCUGGUCCGUCCACGGGAACUCGCUUCGCUGCGAGAAAGCGCCCCGACUCACAACCACAACCACAGCCACAACCACAACAGCGACCACAUCAACCACAUGGACCCACAGCAAAUCGUCCUUCCCCCGACUCUUUAUCCCCCGCCCUUCCCCUCCGUCCAGGCAUUACAUUGACUUCCGCUACGAAUUCCCAAAGCCAUCGAUCCAUUGCCCCCCUGACAUCCGGCUGAAGCUAGCCCCUCGCGAAAGCAAGAAAGAGGUGGAAUUUGAUCAUCCGGAUACAAACGUCGACCGCAGAUACGUGGAGGCAGAUCCUCCGUGGGCGAAGAACCUGAAAGGGGAAGUGGGGGCAGGGAAGACGUUGAUCACCUUCCGGGCCCGAAGUCCCAUCUCCAACACCACCGCCAUAUGCUCCUUCACCGUUUACGUCGCCGACGAGGAGCCUCCCCAGGUGUUCGGGUGCCCCUCGCCCUUCAAGGUGGCCCUUCCCAUCGGUCGCGUGAACCAGAGGGUCUCGUGGGAGGAGCCCCGCUUCGUCGACAACGUCGCGGUCGUCCACAUCUGGAAGAACCAGGCCCCGGGGAUGGAGCUGUCGGCGGGGAAGCACAGCAUCUACUACGUGGCCGCGGACGAGGCCGGGAACAAGGCCAGGUGCCACUUCACGAUCGAGCUCACCUCUGUUUCUGCACCAUCAGCCUCAUCUGGUUGUCUGCCCGGGUUCGAGGCCAGGGAGUAUCAUAAGAGGCUAUGCGUCGAGCGAAUGGAGUCCCAUGUGUCACCUGUCCUCUGGGAUCCUUCCAGUCUCGCUCUCGCAGCGCAUCAUGUCAGGCAUGCCCACUGGGGAAGACAACGAAAUACGUGGGGAGCACCUCACUCGAGGACUGCAUUUAGUCCGUUCUACACCCCACCCUACCUCGUGCCCUUAUACAGACUCCCGCCUUUCGGUCGGACGUAUCACGCCUACGGGACUUGAACAAAAAAAUAAAAAGAAAGAAGCAAAAAUAAAAGUGAAAGACGAAUAUUAAAAAAAGAAACCUUAAGAGUGAUAUGCAAGAGCUAGCGCCAGGCGUGCUACCUAGGAAUCCCAAUUCCUGCGACUGUGAUACCAGAGCCAACCGCGACAUCCUCCCACAGACUCGCACAGUUAACUCCCCCUCGACCACCCUGCGUGUGUUCACCUGCGGCCGCGUGCGUUCACCUGCGACCGCGGCCGUCCAGUGUGCCUUCCCACGCGAUGCGUCCAGACGACCUGCCUCCCGCCGACCUGCGUCCAGACGACCCGCGUCCGGACGCUCUGCCUCCGCUUCGUAAAUCGCCUACCUUCAGUUCUUCUAGUCUGCCGUACGGUGGCCACGCUACCGAUGCCACAGUCUUAAUAUAUUGGAAUCAGUGUGACUCGUAGGGAAUUGAGCGUCGUUGAAAGUUCCGAGCAAGCCGUGGAAUCGAACGAUGAGUGUUAGGCACGUUCUUGAAAUAAAGGAUUCUGACGAUGUCGGACGGUCGUGUCUUCUCACUCCAUGCAUCCCAGUGAAAGUGAAAGAUGACAUGACCGUGCGAACAUUUUUCGAGAGGGGCCGACGGCUGGUCGGAGUUCCGAGUUCACUUCAGCAGUUUUUUUUAUGUGAAAUCCAAAAUUCCUUCUUGUCUGCUUGGUGAGGCUGCGAAUGCAGUCGAUCGCGGAAUUCAUCAGGUAGAAGAUUCACCAUGACAGGGCCUUCUAUAUACUGAUAGAAGGCCCUGUCAUGCUCGCCGCAGCGAAGGACUUCGAGCCCUCAUGUAACUCAACGGCUCCAAAAAUCCGAGUCCACCGAGGCGGUUCGUCUUCUUUUUUGUCAUGGUGAAACGGAAUAAAGAUUAUGCCA